AUGACAUCUCUGGUCACCAAGUACCCAUGGCCUUUGCCACUGUUGCUGCUGCUGCUGCUGCCACUGAAGCUUCAAGGGGACUAUUGGGAUUACUCUGAAUAUGAACUAAACCCAGAAUUACGUGACUACUUAAGGGAACUUUAUAGUACAGGGCCCACCAAACCACCCACCAAAGAAAGAAUCAGAGAAAAGAUCAUUGCCGAGCCUGAGCGACCUUUCAAUGGUGACGAUUACUGUGAUAAUGAACUCAAGCUUAAAAAUAUUCACAAUAAGCUUCUCUGUUACCCAGAGCAUUACUUUGUAUCGGUGCCCUAUGAAGUUCUAAAAAAUGCCUGCCACAGCAGGCAAGUGAAAUGUAUGAACGGGACUGGAUUUUGCAGAAGAAGCAUGAACUUAAUGAAUGGAGUGCAGUGUACUUUAGUAAGUGGCAAGAGGAUGCCACACUGCUCAUACAGAAGCAUCUUCAUGACAGGCUAUGCGGUUGUCACUUGUCAAUGGGAUGAUGACUCCAAAGACUUUAUUCCUAACAACAUACUUGAGAUAUUGGUACCCAAGUAGCAGAAAAGCAUCAUACACCAGAACUAUGUCUCCCCCCUGACAUUCUAGGUUUCUCUAAGCAGUUACAUUUGGGAGUAGCUCACCCUUUAGAUACUAAUGCUGUUAAUCAAAAGUGAGAAUGGCACUUUCAGCCCAUUCACUCUAAUCAUACACCUCCCUUCU
Molecule: messenger RNA, 720 nt
Organism: Phodopus roborovskii (desert hamster)
Lineage: Eukaryota; Metazoa; Chordata; Mammalia; Rodentia; Cricetidae
Gene: Rnase9
Product: ribonuclease A family member 9 (inactive)
Exons: 1
Coding region: 1-558 (185 amino acids)
Molecular function (GO): nucleic acid binding
Source: RefSeq, a predicted model, not a curated record